AUGCCGCCCCCUAAAGGUACAGCUGGUAAUAUCCUCGAAGGACCAGGCGACUACGACGUCACAAGCACAGUGCACUGUGAUCCAUACCCAGCCAUCGACCCAUCCCACUUUGACUUAUUGGGCAAGGCCGUACUCAUCACCGGGGCCUCUCGCGGACUGGGACGGGCCAUGGUGCUUGCCUUCGCCGCCGCCGGGGCUUCCAAAAUUGCUGCGGGCGCAAGGGGAGACACAGCCUCGCUUCGAGAUGCCGUCAACAAUUGUGCUAGUGCCAACGGUCACAGCAAGCCCAACUUCCUGCCACUAACACUCGAUGUGUCACACGACGCCAGUGUGGCAGCCGCCGCCGCCGCAAUCACGGCCGAGUUCGGCCGUCUUGACAUCGUCAUCAACAAUGCUGGGGUUCUGGGCACCUUUGGCAAGGUUGGCGAUACCGACCCGGAUCAGUGGUGGCGCGUCUUCCAAGUCAAUCUCCUUGGGCCUUAUCUCGUGAGUCGGGCCAUGAUUCCACUGCUGCGUGAGGCCGAGCACUCGUAUUUGAUCCACGUGUCCAGUGGGGGCGCGCACCUUGUCAACCCUGGAUUGAGCGCCUACCAGACCUCCAAGCUGGCUCUUCUGCGCUUUUCCCAGCUUCUUCAUCGAGAGUACGCCGAGACUGGGGUGACGUCCUUCGCUGUCCACCCGGGCAAUUGUCCCACCGACAUCAUGGGUCCUGGGGAGCUGGAUGAGUUCCACAAAUCGAUUUACACGGACGAUCCGGCUUUGUGUGCGCAGUCUCUGGUGUACCUCAUCUCGGAGCCCAGGCCAUGGCUUGGUGGCAGAUAUGUGAACUGCACGUGGGAUUUGCCAGAGUUGAUGGCCCAGAAGGACGCAAUCGUAAAAGGAGACAAAUUGAAAGUCAAGCUGGACUUUUGA
This is a messenger RNA of Diaporthe batatas, 912 nucleotides long. RefSeq lists its product as uncharacterized. NCBI's taxonomy places the organism in Eukaryota, Fungi, Ascomycota, Sordariomycetes, Diaporthales, Diaporthaceae. Gene Ontology annotation, cellular component: membrane. The record is from RefSeq and is a predicted model, not a curated record. The transcript has 3 exons. The coding region runs from base 1 to 912 and encodes 303 amino acids.